Messenger RNA from Condylura cristata (star-nosed mole), 4186 nucleotides. It is a transcript of the gene FAM234B, whose product is annotated as KIAA1467 ortholog. The record is from RefSeq and is a predicted model, not a curated record. Bases 5 to 1975 code for a protein of 656 amino acids. Gene Ontology annotation, molecular function: protein binding. The transcript is spliced from 13 exons. NCBI's taxonomy places the organism in Eukaryota, Metazoa, Chordata, Mammalia, Eulipotyphla, Talpidae.
UCGCAUGACUCCCACCUCCUCAGGUCUCCGCCACGCGCUCCCCCCGGUGAACUACACUUCCCGGCAGGCCGCGGGCGCGCGCACACGCACUGGGGCCUCCGCCAUGGCGACCGUGCUGUCCAGGGCGCUCAAGCUCCCGGGGAAGAAGAGCCCAGACCUGGGGGAGUACGACCCACUCACACAGGCCGACAGUGAUGAAAGCGAAGAUGAUCUUGUGUUGAACUUGCAGCAAAAGAAUGGAGGGGUCAAAAAUGGCAAAAGUACCCUGGGAGAUGCCCCGGAGCCAGACUCGGAUGCCGAGGUUGCAGGGGCUGCAAAGCCACAUCUUUCGGAGGUCACCACGGAGGGGUACCCCUCUGAACCCCUGGGGGGCCUGGAGCAGAAGGCAGCCUCCUCCGUCGCCUCGUACGCACGCACCUCUCUCUUCCUGCUGACCGUGGUGAUCGCCAUGAUCCUGGUGCUUGUCUGCGCUUUCUUGAUCCCCUGCCCCCCCAGAGAUCUGCAUAGCACUUGGAGUCGCCCCUUGGGCCCCCAAGGAGGUGGGGAUCUGUCUCCGCUGGAGUUGGCUGAUGUAAAUGGAGACGGCCUGCGUGACGUACUUCUCUCCUUUGUGACCUCAAGGAACAGGAGCGCUGUCGGUGCCCCGAGGCCAGCUGCUCUUCUCGUGUGCCUGUCGGGGAUGAAUGGCAGCACACUGUGGUCCAGUCCCCUUCCUGAGGAGGCCCGCCAUAUCACAUGCUUGGAUCUGAUGCCAGGAAGCAGUGCUAAAACCAUCUGCCUUGUGACAGGGACACAGAAGAUGCUCAGUGCAUUCAAUGCGACAUCAGGGAAAGUCAUUUGGACUUUAAACCCAAACUACUUCUCCAACGGUACCCUGGCUGCCCCAGGGGUGGUGCUGCCGGACGUGGAUGAAGACGGCGUCCGAGACCUGGUGGUUCUGGCCAUCGGGGACUCACAGCCAGAUCUGUGCUUUCUGCUGGUGUCUGGCCGGACAGGGAGCCCAGUGGGCCGACCGGUGAAGUACAACAUCGUGGGAGUGGGGAAUCUGAUUGGUCCUCAGGUUUACAUCACCACCAGUGGGGCUGUCUACAUCCUGUUUGGCUUUGGAAAUAUUCAAGCUGUCGCCCUGCGGGACCUUUUUGUUGAGGCCCAAAAUCAAGACAGCUCACCACCUUCUCUGCAGAUAGAAGAGCCAGAAUGGGAGAAGCGGAGAUCCAUCAACCUGUCCGAGUUCAUUGACAUUUACAGUGAUGGUGUCGAGCUGCUCCAGAUAGUGAAGGCGCCGGAUUCCAAUAGCAGCAACCUCCUGAUUACGACCACGCAGAGCCUGGUCCUGCUCCGUGGGCAGAAUCUCACACCUUGCUGGACCCUGAGCCUUCAAGGCCUCCGCAGCCAGCCGACCCCUGGGUACUUCACGGACGAUCAGACACUUGACUUCCUUCUGCAGAUCCAGGAUGGAGUUGGGAUGAAAAUGAUCAUGGUGGUGGAUGGGGACUCGGGCUCUGUCACUUGGAGUUACAGAGUUCCAUGUCACAUGAAAGAAACCCCUACCACCUCAGCGGUCACCUCAGACCAGAAGUCUGUCUUCCUCUUCUGGGCUGAAGGGCUGUCAGCGAUGUCUCCCAAUUCCGACGGCACCCUGGGAACGGAGCCACCCGGAUUUUACCACCUUUACCUCCUGCAUCCAGCUUUCCCCUCCAUUCUUCUGGAUCUGGCUAAUGCUACAGGCACGGUGACAGCUUCGGAGGUUGGAAUUAACGACCUCUGGAAAGAUGCCUUUUAUGUUACCAGGACAACAGGGCCAGGCUCCGAAGGCCAUCCAGCGCCCCUGGUGGUCAGCAAGCUUAGUCUCCGGUGGGCAUUGAUGGAGGGCCAAGUGGUCCAGCUAAAGGAGGCCACCCCCAAAAUUGGCCGUGGGGAGCUGCGGAGAUUUCUCUCCAGGAUAAAGUUUGUUGAUUUUCCCUACCAGAUCUGAUAGAUUCUUCAGCUUCAAGGAAGUGAAUGAAACGAACAGUGUCUCUGUGUCUCUUUGAAGAGAAGGAAGCCACGCAGCCCCGUCCACCUCCCCUGGGAUCACCGCGAGGCGCCAGCUGGGGCCCGGCACAGCGCCGGCCAGCUGACUUGGCUCUCUCACCCGCCCUUCUGGUCUCCCCGCCCUAACCUCCUUGCAGGCACUCUGGCUGCUUUGGAAAUGUGAAUAAGUGUUUUCAUUCGGGUGUCUAAUUUAUGAACUCUUGCUGGGGAAUCCCAGGGCAGCCCCCCACCUAGGGAGCAUUUUGUCCUCAGUGUUGUGUUUUCUAGAGAGGGCCGCAGACAGGGACUCGUCCCUGCUGAGAUGCGGCUGACUGGUUUACAGGCUGUGGAGACGGAGGAGCCCGGCAUUUUCAUCUCGUCGUAGGUGUCCUGGCUCCUCAUACGGCCCAUCUCUAUCGAUUUAGUGAUGUAAGGACAACCAUAUUCCUUUCUGAAGGGGAACAAGAGAAGUGAAGUGGACCCUCCUUUGGCAAAGCCCACGUUAGUAGUUGUUCUUCCGUUGAUUAUUGCUUGGGCCUUUUUAUUGCAGUAACUUCAGAAGUUCCACUGACAGGCAGCGAGUGGGGAUGGAGGACGGGUCCUUGUCCCGGCGUUAUUCCACUCUGCGCGCUUAGCUCAUGUUCCUACCGGGUGUCCUUACCGCGCUGGCUCUCCUCCUCUCUGCUUUCUCUUUCAUUCAGGGAUAUUUCUGCUUUGCUUGCAUGAGAGCAAAGCUGUUUCUGGACUUUUCCUCUUGCUACUCUUGCCUGGUAUGCAGCUAGGCAGCUGCUUUCCCUGCCUAUCUCCUUCCUUAUAAAGCUUCUGAAGCAUUGUAAUUGGGGAAAAUUUCUUUGUAAAUACUCUUUUAUAAUUGGCUAAGUUCUUUAGAAUGAUCUCCAGUAUCUACAUCUCCCCUUUUCUAUUAACAUUUACUUCUAUUUAGUUCUCUGCUAAACUUCCAGGUCUUGAUUAUACAGCAGUAAACCCCACUUUAGCCACUAGGAAGCUGCUUUUCGCCCCCACUUUCAUAGAUCAUCCCUGUGGGAAAUUCGGGUUCUCCCUUUACUUGGGCCUGUAUCUCUUUAGCUUGUGCAAGUAGAGGGAUUUUAAAAAAUUUAGAUAUUCCAAAAAGUUAGGGAUUCCAAAUUUAAAGGAGUGUGUGCUGAUUGCCCACGGGUAGGCAUCAUGACACAGCAGGAAGUCAGUUGAAAGAGCACCGAGGCGGCUUGUUGCCUGGCCUGCAGAUUAGCUUUGCCAGGUUUGGGGGGCACUCCCUUAAGUCCCUGAAAACAUAUCCAUUUCAGUCCUUCAGGAGAGCCCAGCAUAUUGUAGCCUUGGAGGGUGGGGGGCAAUUAGGACUUCCCAGGAGUUUGGGAGUUACUCUAUAUCUACUUGUAGGACUGGAGUCUACAUGGUGAGAAAAGCCCAGGGUGUGGUUUGGUUUAAUAGAGAACUGUAAGGACUAGUUUAUAGUUGGCUGAAUACUGAAACUUGGGGAAUUUUCCUGCAGUGGGGUUGAGCCAUCUGGGCCUCCCCUGUUCUCCUGCAUGGUCUGGGAAGCCAGCCAGCCACUCUGGGUGGAAACCAAAUGCAAAGAGGUUCUUGAGGGCUGGACCUCAGGGAAUUGUUCUGAGGAGUCCUAGCAACACUUAAGGAAGAAGAAAAUGAUGCCUCUAAAUUCUCCUUAGUGUGUGGGCAAAGUAACUUCGCAUAACAGGAGACUCUCCUGGGUUCCUCCUCUUUUGAAAUGGAAGUAAAUAGUGGCUGAAGAUUAAGGAAGUGCAUCUCACCAUGUGGGUGCCUGCCUCCUGUCAGUUGUGUCCCUCAUAACUUCCUUCUUGCAGACGGUGGGGCUAGCAGGUCCUGCUCCCACUCCCAGCACAAGCUGCCCGCAAAACCACCACCACCACUUCUUAGGGCAGUGGCUUCUGCAGAUGCCAGGCCUUGCUCCCCUCCACUCUCUCCUCUUUCCUUCCUUGCAGACCUUCCCCAGCCCCUAGAAGGUACUGUGUGCUGGCCCUCCUGGUGUGGUUCUGGUGUUAUCAACCCCCUUGAAUGUGAAUUGCUAUCUUUAUUGCCCACAUUAAAGGAGAGCCAGCUGGUGUGUUAUCAGGAAGCACUAUUUAAAAUGUGAAUUGUUACAGAACAAAUAAACGCUAUGUAUAGGAACACA